UUGUUUCCAAUUCUAAAGAAGAAUGGAGCUACAGGGUUGUUGUUAGAAUAUGAAGAUAUGUUCCCAUAUGUUGGUCAGUUAGAGGAAUUAUCUCAGAGAUAUGCUUAUAGUAAAGACAAUAUAGCAGAGUUACUUCAGCUUGCCGAAGACAAUAGUCUUACUGUUAUACCUCUUAUUCAGACAUUCGGACAUUUUGAGUUUGUGUUGAAGCAUGAAAAGUUUAAAAGUUUGUGUGAGUUAGAAGGAUACCCUAGUGCCCUGUGCCCAUCUAAUGCAGAUUCUCUGACUGUUAUAAGUAUGAUUAUAGAUCAGGUGAUGACUGCACACCCUGCCAUACAAUAUUUUCAUAUCGGAGGUGACGAGGUGUAUCACCUAGGGGUAUGUGAAAGAUGUAAAAGGAAGAUGUUAAUGGAGAACUGGACUGUACAACAGCUGUUCUUUGCCCAUGUUAGGGCUGUUUGUUUGUUCAUCAAAGAAAAAUACCCACAUAUCACAAUCAUAAUGUGGGACGACAUGCUACGUUUUCUAGAACUUCCUGUUCUUGCAGAGUCUGGUUUAGGAAGUCUUGUAGAAAUUAUGGUAUGGCAUUACCUCCCCUCAUUCCUGUUACCACCUGAUAUAUGGGAUCGUUUUUCCAAAGUGUUUAGUAACAUUUGGGUGGCGAGUGCUUUUAAAGGUGCUACAGGGGCAUGUAUGUAUGCUACCAACAUUAUGUAUCAUGUGGACAAUCAUCUCACCUGGCUGAGUGUUCUAGAUCAUAUCAAAUCAAAGUUUGAAAACAUCAAGGGUAUUGCAAUAACAGGCUGGCAAAGGUAUGAUCAUUAUGCCAUAUUGUGCGAGUUGUUACCGCAGGCACUACCAUCUUUACUUACAUGUUUGGCUGUCAUCAAUAGAGAAACAUUCACUUCUAGUAUUCAUUCAGAUGUGACCCAGCAACUCCAAUUUCAGGGUCUCCUGCCACUAAAUCCAUUUGAAGGGAAGGACAUUCCAGCAUGUGAAUUUCCUGGUUCAGAUAUUUAUAAAGACACAAUAGAACUACUCAGGUUAGAAGCUGCCUAUGAGGAUUUCCUGCAUAGUGAAGGGAGAUUGUCGUGGAUGAAUGAAUAUCACAUGCGUAGAAACUUCACAAACCCAAUGCAUCUAGAAGCACUUCUGGCUCAAGCAGUAAGGCUUCUAAAUGGCUUAAAACUUUUACAUAAAAAGUUUGAGACUUCUCUAAACAUUGUUUUCUUUCCUGAUACUGUUGAUGAAUGGUGUGGUGUAUAUCUUAAACCUAAAAUAGACAAAAUGACCGACAUUGUGGAGUUGGCCAGGAACCAGGAUAGGGGCUCUAGUCUAGAGACAUAGCCAAUGUGUGAUUGGAUAAAAUCUGGUGUUUUUGUUAAAAUUAUGACUUUGCUCUCAACAUUUUUCAGUAAAAGUAAAAAGUUUUUGCUUAUAAUUUUGAUUUCAGUGUUUAUAUCAUGUGAAGACCGGAAAUUCAGUUCCUUUGAAUCUAGAGCUAAGCGUCUAAGUAUGUUUUUAGCUUCACUUUUCAAAGAGAAAAAGUGGAGUUAUUGUAAUUACUGUCGUGUUGACGUUGGUGUCUGCAUCUGUGAUGGUUAAUCUUUACGUUAAGGUCCAUUUUUCGCAGGAAGUAUAAAAGCUUUUCACUACAUGUUUAUUGUCAUAAAAAGACGAGUUUUAGCAGGGCAGAUAAUCCUAAAUUAUUUUGAAGGACAGAUAACUUUAGAGUUUGUUUUUUUCUCAGUUCCCCAUUUUUGACUUUAAAAUUUUGGUUAACGUUUUGUUAAGAAAAGCAUCAAAAAUGUUCACUUUAAACUUGGAGUUCUUGAUCACUCCUAAAUUUGAAAUGCAUUUCUCAGGGGUAGAAAAAAAACUGUUAAGGUAUUCUUUUAAAAAUAUUUGUUGACUAUUAAGAUGCUUUAGCAUGUCUGCAUAAUUAUGCCCCUGUUUCUAUGCUGUCUUUUUUCAACAUUAUCCGGCACUGAGAAAAAGUGUCGGUUUUCUUUUUAUCAACAACAUACUUUGUAUGAUAAAAUGUAGGCACUUUAAUAUAAAUAAUAAUCUUAUAUUUUCUAACUAUCUUAAAGUUGGAUUUUUUAACAUGAGAUUUUUGACUCUGCCUUGAGUGAAUUUGCUAAAGAAGUUGCUUUUUAGCAUAUAACUGUUUAUCAUGUAUGACUAUGAUUAUAAAUUGUUGCAUUAAUGUUAGACAGGAAGAUAAUAUGUUUUUGCUCUCAACAUUGUCAGUAAAAUUUUCUUAUUAUGACUUUGAUUUCAGUGUUUAUUUCAUGUGAAUGGCGGAAAGUCAUUUCUUUUGAAAUCGAAGAUUUAAUAUAAUAUCUUGUAACAGUUAUUUUACUUUUACCAAACAAUAUAAAAUAAUUAUAAAUUGCAUUUAAAGUAUAUAAAGCUGUAUAUCUGCUGCUUCCUACAGUUUACAAAUUAUUUUCUUUGAAUUUUAAAGAGUAAUAAUUAUUGAAAGAUACCUGCAUGAAAGAAAUAUGUUGGUAUAUGUCCUUAAAAGUGAACUUCCCAUACACUCAAUCAUUGCUAAGUGCAUAAAAUCUUCCUUAAAGUAACAUCAUAAUAUUUUGUUCUGGAACAUUUAAUACUGUUUACGUAAUGAAUCCAUGUGUGAAUAGCAGAAAUGUUCUAUAUUAAAACUCUUUUGUGAAUCGACUGUUAUAAGAUUAUGGUAGCAACAUGGUUUUAUGGGUUUUGAAUUUUAUGAAAAUAUUAAAAACAUUCUGACUUGUCUCAUUUUACUCUUAUAUAUUGUAUAUACAUGUUAUGCAUCUAGAAUUUCUGUUUAAUGAAUAUGUAUAUGGGAGGUAAUGAAUAUUCCAAAUAACAUAUUGUUGUACAAAAAGAUAAUUUUAUAUAGGGAUCGGUUGUCAUGGCAUGGGUAGUAAUAAAAUGUCCCAUCUGCAUUGAUCUUGCCUAGGUUAUGACAAUUCUCUAGUCCUACCAAACAUGCAUGUUAUUACCUUACAAUAUGCAAUAUUAUCUCUCUGUAAUGUAUAGUUAGCCUUAUAGACAAUGUUUUAUAUAAAUGUUUGAAAUGUACAUUAUAUUUAGGGGUAUCUCUGGUUGAUUUGAUGUAGUCUGUUAAUAAUGUUUCUGAUUGAUUUAUAUUAAAGUGUAUUUAAUAUUAUGUUUUUUGUGAAAUGUAUAUGGCAUUAAGUUGAGUGUUAUCAUAUUAGCCUUAUCUAGUUGGCCAUCAACCUUAUAUUUAAUUUUAGUUUUGUUCCCUCAAGGAAUAUCUUAAAAGUCAAUUAUUAAGUCUAAUUAUAUUCGCUCUUUCAUUCCCAUACAAAUUUACAUUCUUAAAUCUUGUUGGGUGUAUUUUUUCCUGUACUUGAUAACAGAAAACAAGCAAACUUUAUUCAAAUGUUCUUCUGAUUUGUUCUAACAUGGGGCAGUAGGUAACACUUUGACUUACUCAAAAAGAAGCCAUUCUAUACUGGUUUAAAAAACCAGAAUAUCAAUUUAGCUUGCAACAGUUAAUACAUAUAUGAAGGGGAUAAGAUAUUUAAAAAUGAAUAGCUUGUCUAACAUAGAUUAUGAAAAGGUUUCCUGCAGAGAUACCACAUUUAAAUGCUUUUCUUUAAGCUUUUGUAUAAUGUACAAUGUUCAUGUAAUACCUUGUGUACUAAAAUGUGCUUUAUUGUACAUGUUUUGAUGUACAUGCCAACAUCGUAUUAUUUUCCUGUUUUAGUUAGUAAUUUCUUUUAAAAAAAAACACAAACUGCUUGAUAUAUAUUUUAAGAUUUAAUGAAGGCUUUUGUGUAAAUCUGACAGAAAAUUUGUGUCAAUUUCAAUUAAAACUUUAAAUCCUAGCAAACAUUUAAAUAUCAGCUAUUCCCUCAGUGUUUAUUUGAAAUUUACUUGGUCUAGUCAAGAACAUUACACAAUUGUUUCAGUAAAAAGGCCGUCUUGUUAGUAUUUUAUUUUUUCCUCUUAUUUUAGCUGUAUUCUUUUUAAGCUGAAAGACUGAAAAACAUUUGUUGUGAUUACUUCUUAAUAUAUUUCUAUGUUUGAAAAAAAAAUGUUUCUAUGCAUGCAAUUAUAGUAUUAUAAGAGGUAAAAUAUAGAAUUAGGAAUGUUUUACUUGAUUCAAUAUUUGAUGUAGACCUACGAAAAUCGAGUAAUUUUGUGCCAUUAUGUUUGAUAAUAGCAUACAUGUAGCUAGUAAAGGAGGAAAUAUUUGAUCACAGACCACAGUGUAAAAGUUUGUUGUAUUCUUCUCAAUCAUACAGGUUGGAUCUUUCAUACUUUAUGAAAUACAUUUUGUGCCCAAGAGCUGUAAUGACUGACCUGCUACAAUUGGAAUUGGGCCAGGUUGCAAAUUUGUGCAGUCAUACCAACUAGACAUCUAUUUUAAAACAGCUUUCGCAUUUUGAUACGGAAUACAUGUACAUGUAUUUUAAAUUUAUAACUAACUUUGACAGGUUUAGAGUUGACUACCGUUUGGAAUCAUAACUUUAUUGUUAAUCCUCUAUACUUAAUUUGUAUUAUGGUCUUCUGCUAUAGUUUUGAAAUCAAAACCCAUCGAUUUUUAUUGUGAAAACUUUUGGUAUUAGAAUUCAGAAAAAUAAGUACCCCAAAAUCUAGAAUUUGUUCCGACUAUAUGGAAGCACAGGUGUGGCCUAUCUUUAUACUGGUGACAUAUGUAAGUCUUUUUUGUUGUAUCUGUGUAAGUUAAUGCAAUAUAUAAAUAAAAGUGCCAUAACUAAAAAAAAGUAUAGUUAAGUUGUUUUUCUUAGUCACUAUAUUUCUCUUUUAAUAUCUGAAUAGUUAUGACAAUGAUGAGGCAUAAGCCAGUAGUCUGAAGGAGGGCAUGCUUAUUAUAAAAAGUCAACAAGGCAAGUUUAGGUCAUAUAAUAAAACAUAUUUUGUUGGAUUGCUUGUUGUUAAGUAAGAUAUAUUUUACUUAUUAUACCCCCGAAACGAAGUUUGGGGGGUUAUAUAGGAGUUACUCAGUGGUCGGUCGGUUGGUCGUUCGGUCCAGCGGUCCGUAUCAUUUUCCUUGUCCGGAGCAUAACUUGAAGACUAUUGAUUGGAAUUCAAUACAACUUCAUACAAUGAUCAAGCACAUUGAGAGGAAGUGCACAAAAACCAUAACUCUAUCUUGACUAAUAACAGAGUUAUUGUCCUUUGUUACUUUUCCUUUUCCGGAGCAUUACUUGAAAACUACUGGUAGGAAUUCAAAACAACUUCACACAAUGGUCAAGCACAAUAAGAGGAAGUGCAGUGCACAAAAUCCAUUACUCUAUCUAAAGUAAUUACAGAGUUAUUGCCUUUGUUACUUUUCCAUUGCUUUCUUUUUGUCCAGUGCAUAACUUGAAAAUUAAUGGUUGGAAUUCAAUGAAACUUCAUACAAUGAUCAAGCACAUUGAGAGGAAGUGAAGUGUACAAGAACCAUGACUCCAUCUUGACUAAUUGUCCGGAGCAUAACUUGAAGACUAUUGAUUGGAAUUCAAUACAACUUCAUACAAUGAUUGAGCACAUUGAGAGCAAGUGCUCAAUAACCAUAACUCUAUCUUGACUAAUUACAGAGUUAUUGCCCUUUGUUACUUUUCCUUUUCCGGAGCAUAACUUGAAAACUACUGGUAGGAAUUCAAAACAACUUCAUACAAUGGUCAAGCACAAUAAGAGAAAGUGCAGUGCACAAGAACCAUAACUCUAUCCAAAGUAAUUACAGAGUUAUUGCCCUUUGUUACUUUUCCAUUGCUUUUUUUUGUCCGGAGCAUAACUAGAAGACUACAAUGAUCAAGCACAUUUAGAGGAAGUGCAGUGCACAGAAACCAUAACUCUUUCUUGACUCAUUUAAGAGUUUUUGCCCUUUGUUACUUUUUAUUGUCCAGUGUAUAACUUGAAAAUUAAUAGUUGGAAUUCAAUGAAACUUCAUACAAUUGUCAAGGGCAGUGAGAUGAAGUGCAGUGCACAAGAACUAUAUCUCUAUUUGAACAAAUUACAGUUAUUGCCCUUUGUUAUUUUUUGUCCAGUGCAUAACUUGAAAACUAGUAGUUGGAAUUCAGUACAACUUCAUACAAUGGUAAAAGGCAAUGAGAGGAAGUGCAGUGUACAAUAACCAUUACUCCAUCUUCAGUAUUUGUAGAGUUAUUGCCCUUUGUUCUUUUUCCUUGUCCGGUGCAUUACUUAAAAACUAAUGUUUAAUGGAACUUCAUACAAUUGUCAAGUGCAAUGAGGGAAAGUGCAGUGCUCAAGAAGCGUAACUCUUUCUGGACUUAUUACAGAGUAAUUCAAUAUAAUUUCAUCAAUAGUCAACCACAUUAAAAGGAAAUGCAACAUACAAGAACCACAACUAUCUUUAAUUUCCCACAACCAUAACUCUUUUCCAAUUCUUUUGCAAGGUAUUCUGUUACUAGUAACUAGUGACUAGUAACUUCCCAAUUUCCAAAGCAGUCUUGCGGGGGUAUUAAUCACAUUUAGUGAUAGUUCUAGUUUAAAAUAUUGUCAGAGAUUAUUCAUCUGAUUAUAAUUACAUAUAUAUGAAACCUGAUGAAGCAUUUUUGUCAUACUAUACAUAUAGUCGUAGAUGUUGUUAUUAUAUUAGGGUAUUUUAAAUGUUAUACAGAAUUGCUAAAAUGAGCCGGAGAGUUUAGAAACAUAGACCAAUAUAUCGGUUUUAUACAGUAUAAUUUCUCCUAUCCAUAUAAAACCAAGAGUUUUAAGUGUUUAUUGUUCUUUACAACAUUAACUUAUAACUUAUGUCAUGAUAAUGUUAGUGUUAGAUAUUUCAUGUAUGACUAUCUAGUACAUCAUUGGUUGUGAAAUGUGAAUUUCAUCUGUGUAGGAAUUUAUCUGUAUAGAGAAUGGAAAUUUAAAUAAAAACUAUAGCUAUA
Ruditapes philippinarum (Manila clam) is the source of this 6875-nucleotide messenger RNA. RefSeq names its product hexosaminidase D-like. Gene Ontology annotation, molecular function: hexosaminidase activity. Gene Ontology annotation, biological process: carbohydrate metabolic process. Lineage: Eukaryota; Metazoa; Mollusca; Bivalvia; Venerida; Veneridae. The record is from RefSeq and is a predicted model, not a curated record.